AUGUACUCUUGGUCCCCUCUCCACGCCCCCAGGGGCACGCGGCUGCUCUUCAGACAUCAUGCAUAUCUACUUCCACGCCGCUACAUUUCCACAUCGUCGCCAAAAGCCUGCACUAUCAAGGCCUCUUCCCCAGAUCCAGCUCCAGAGGCACCAGCAGCAGCAUCACCAAGAAGGAAACAUGCAGACCUCCCUCCGCUAUCCCGCCUCCCAAACAAGCUCCUCCUCCGCUCACUGCUCCUAUCCAGCCUGAUGACAUCGAAGAUAUUUCUCCGUCCGUCACUGGCACUCCUGGAAACCCUCGCCUCAUCCAAAUCCGCAUUCCUAAACCCAGACAGAAACUCACUCCUGAACAGACUCGUCAGGUGGACGCUGUAUAACCACUUCUGUCCGGGAACGAAUCGCGCUGAGGUCGUGCAAACCGUCAAUCAGAUUAAGCAGAUGGGCUACCAGGGUGUUAUCCUGGGGUAUUCGAAAGAGGUUGUUCUCCCUCAUAGCGAGUCUAACCAGCAGGAUAUACAUGAGACUGCUGGUACAGCGAAGGACUACCCACCGCAGUACUACCAGGUAAUUGAAGAGUGGAAACGGGGUACCCUUGAGACCCUCCGCAUGGUUGGACCGGGAGACUUCCUCGCCUUGAAACUCACCGGUGCCGGCCCAAUCUCACUUGAAGCCAUGCAAGCGCGCGCCCCAAUCCCAGCAGCCGUUUUGAACGCCCUCGACGAAAUCUGCACCGAGACCGCAAAGCAGGGAUCCCGGCUUUGGCUGGACGCCGAGCAGCAGCUUCUCCAGCCGGGACUGGAUAACUGGGCUAUUGAGCUUAUGCGGCGAUACAACACUCCUGCUUCGAGCGCUGACUUGGGAGGUCCGCUUGUGUAUAAUACCAUCCAGGCGUACCUCAAGGGCUCGAGGGCGAAUGUGCAGCGGCAUCUUGAUGAAGCUGAGAAGGGGGGUUUCUUGCUCGGAGUGAAAUUAGUGCGGGGGGCGUAUAUCGAGCAUGAAGUGCGGGGGCUGAUUCAUAAUUCGAAGACGGAGACGGAUGACUCGUAUAAUGGGAUUGCGGAGAUGUUGAUUUGUCGGCGGCAGGCUCGCUCUGAAGGGAAGGAUGUGUCUGUGCCGGCUGCUGCGUUGUUUCUGGCUACGCAUAAUUCUGAGAGUGCGGAUAGGGCUAUUCGGUUAUAUCAGGGGCGGUUGGAGGGCGGGCUGCCUACGGUGAGUGUCCUGGAGUGUGGGCAGAUUAUGGGGAUGGCGGAUGAGUUGAGCUGUGAGUUGGUGCAGCGGUAUGAGACAGCUGCUGUAGAAGGGAGAGUAGGGGCUCCGAGGACAUUCAAGUGUAUGCAUUGGGGGACGGUGUCGGAGUGUAUGGAGUAUCUGCAUCGGAGAGCUAUUGAGAACAGGGGUGCUGUUGAGCGGACGCAUCAUAUGAGGGCUGCGCUGGCAAGGGAAUUCCGGCGUAGGAUUGGACGCUAG
Molecule: messenger RNA, 1467 nt
Organism: Aspergillus puulaauensis
Lineage: Eukaryota; Fungi; Ascomycota; Eurotiomycetes; Eurotiales; Aspergillaceae
Exons: 2
Coding region: 1-1467 (488 amino acids)
Cellular component (GO): mitochondrion
Molecular function (GO): proline dehydrogenase activity; FAD binding
Source: RefSeq, a predicted model, not a curated record